Mya arenaria is the source of this 1035-nucleotide messenger RNA. RefSeq lists its product as uncharacterized. The record is from RefSeq and is a predicted model, not a curated record. Gene Ontology annotation, molecular function: protein binding. Bases 130 to 1035 code for a protein of 301 amino acids. The transcript is spliced from 8 exons. Lineage: Eukaryota; Metazoa; Mollusca; Bivalvia; Myida; Myidae.
CAAAAUUUGAACGCGUCAAUGCGAAAUGUUGCAAUCGGAAGUAUGUAUAUAUUGGAUGGAGAAGGAACAUUUUGCCCAAACGGAGAAGGAACAUUUUGCCCAAAAGACCUCUAACGUUAGUGAUCUAAGAUGGAUCUGGUAAAGCGUUGCUUUGCUCUUGUUGUGGAAGUAAUAUUAUGUGCACCGAAUUUCUGCUUGGCAUCCAAGACAUGCAGCGCGAACGACGUUCGGACCGCAGUGUUGUUGAUCCGUGAAACGCAGACUGUUAUCAGAGAACAAAAAAUGGACAUGAAACAGCAACUUAACACAUUGCAAGAAGAAAUUCGAAUGAAAGGAACAGAAAUAGAUACCCUUCGAACUCAGUUAAACGGAAAUAUAAUAACAUUGCAAGAAGAAAUCAGAAAGAAGGGAAAAGAGAUAGACAGUCUUCGAACACAAUUAAACAAAAUCACAACAGCGGCAGCUUCGCAUGUUCCGAAGACAUUCCAUGCGUACUUGAGCUCAGACGUCACCCUCAGCGACAAUGAAAUCAUAAAGUUCGAUAUCGAGGAAACAGACACCGUGAACAGCUACGACACUACUAACGGAAUGUUCACCGCUCACGUUGACGGAUUCUACUUCUUGGCUAUUACAAUACAUUCUCCUGGCAAUAUCUACGUCGGCGCCGAGAUAGUCGUUAAUGGCGUCGUCAAGGGUGAAGCGUUCGCUGACUCGGAGGAAAUUGCCGACACGCACUCCUCCAGCGCGAUGACAAUCGUCCAGAUGAGUGCCGGAGAGAAGGCGUACGUCAGACCGGCGGUUUUUAUAGUGUUCCUGUGGGGAUCUGUGGUAGGAGGGAUGGAGGACGGCACGUUUGAAAGUCGGUUUGAGUACGAGUACAAGGUUCUGAAGCAGCUGGUUGUGCUGGAGAUGGAGACAAACGAGCUUCGAGGCAUGGUGACCACCCUCACAUAUAGACUUGAAGGACUUGGAGAAAACAUUGAAACUAUAGACAAAAAUACGUCAUCAACAACCAUUAAACAUGUGCCUACAUGA